Messenger RNA from Xiphophorus hellerii (green swordtail), 4747 nucleotides. RefSeq names its product phosphoinositide-3-kinase, regulatory subunit 4 (gene pik3r4). Gene Ontology annotation, biological process: late endosome to vacuole transport; protein phosphorylation; autophagy of peroxisome. The record is from RefSeq and is a predicted model, not a curated record. Gene Ontology annotation, molecular function: protein serine/threonine kinase activity; ATP binding; protein binding. NCBI's taxonomy places the organism in Eukaryota, Metazoa, Chordata, Actinopteri, Cyprinodontiformes, Poeciliidae. The coding region runs from base 346 to 4335 and encodes 1329 amino acids. Gene Ontology annotation, cellular component: phosphatidylinositol 3-kinase complex, class III, type II; phosphatidylinositol 3-kinase complex, class III, type I; late endosome. The transcript is spliced from 21 exons.
CACAUCUACUGUGACCCGGAUUCAUAACAACAGCUGGACUCGGCUGGCCGCUCAGCUUUGUGGUCCAGUCUGGGGUUUUUAUGGCAUAAUAACACAUUUUAACGGUUACGGGAGUCUAAUCGAAGCGGAGCGGAAGAUGGUGAAGCCUGCGGAACGGAAGUAGUUAAAGCCCCGCGGGUUGACGCAGCUAGCAUCUCCUAGCCACUGCUAGCAUCAGAGCCCCGGCGGAAAAAGGAGAAACGGUUAGCUCAUGCUAACGAGCUAAAGCUAACGGCUAACCGGUCACGUGAUCUGCGGCAACUCGAAAACAUCUGAAAGUAAAUUGACGGGCUCGGCGGCGGCAGGAUGGGGAACCAGCUGGCAGGCAUCGCCCCCUCCCAGAUCCUCUCUGUGGACAGCUACUUCUCAGACAUCCACGACCACGAGUACGACAAGAGCCUGGGCAGCACGCGCUUCUUCAAGGUGGCGCGCGCCAAGCACCGCGAGGGCCUGGUGGUGGUCAAGGUGUUUGCCAUCCAGGACCCGUCGCUGCCGCUCACCAGCUACAAGCAGGAGCUGGAGGAGCUGAAGAUCCGCCUGCACUCCUGCCAGAACUGCCUGCCCUUCCAGAAGACAUCCCUGACAGAGAAGGCCGCUAUCUUGUUCCGUCAGUUCGUCCGGGACAAUUUGUACGAUCGGAUCAGCACGCGGCCCUUCCUCAACAACGUGGAGAAGCGCUGGAUCGCCUUCCAGAUCCUCACCGCCGUGGACCAGGCGCACAAGGCCGGCGUCCGCCACGGCGACAUCAAGACGGAGAACGUGAUGGUGACCGGCUGGAACUGGGUGCUGCUCACCGACUUCGCCAGCUUCAAGCCCACUUAUCUGCCCGAGGACAACCCCGCCGACUUCAACUACUUCUUCGACACGUCCAGGCGCCGGACGUGCUACAUCGCCCCCGAGAGGUUUGUGGACGGCAGCAUGUUCACCACAGAGAGCGACCAAAACACGCCGCUGGUGGACCUGACCAGCAACAACCAGCGCAGCCGGGGCGAGCUGCGGCCGGCCAUGGACAUCUUCUCUGCAGGCUGCGUGAUCGCCGAGCUUUUCACCGAGGGCGUCCCGCUCUUCGACCUGUCCCAGCUGCUGGCCUACCGCAAGGGACACUUCCAGGCUGAGCAGGUCCUGCUGAAGAUCGAGGACCAGAGCAUCCGCGAGCUGGUGGCCCAGAUGGUUCAGCGCGAGCCGGAGAAGCGUCUUUCUGCCGAGGAGCAUCUGAAGCUGCAGAGAGGAAAAGCGUUCCCCGACAUCUUCUACAGCUUCCUGCAGCCCUACAUGGCUCAGUUCGCCAAGGAGACGUUCCAGUCCGCAGACGAGCGUGUCCUGGUGAUCCGAAAGGAUCUGGACAACAUCCUGCUGAACCUUCGGGGAGGCUCCUCCUCUUCCUGCCAGGAGGAGCAGGGCCUCGUGGUGCUCGUCUCCGUCAUCACUUCCUGCCUGCAGACGCUGCACUCCUGCGACUCCAAGCUGGCGGCGCUGGAGCUCGUCCUGCACCUGGCACCGCGGCUGGGCGUCGACAUCCUGCUGGACCGCAUCACGCCGUACCUGCUGCACUUCUGCAAUGACCCGGUUCCCCGUGUGCGCGCCCAGGCUGUGCGCACGCUCACCAAGGUGCUGGCGCUGGUGAAGCAGGUUCCAAGGAACGAUGUGAACAUCUACCCGGAGUACGUGCUGCCCGGCAUCGCUCACCUGGCCCAGGACGACGCCACCAUCGUCAGGCUGGCCUACGCAGAGAACAUCGCUCACCUGGCGGAGAGCGCGCUGCGCUUCCUGGAGCUGGUGCAGGAGAACAACGUGAACACGGAGCAGGAUCCGGGUGGAGAGGACGCCGAGGAGAGCAGCCACCCCAACGAGAACUACGACUCAGAGCUGCAGGCGCUGCAUGAGAUGGUGCAGCAGAAGGUUGUGACGCUGCUCAGCGACUCGGAGAACAUCGUGAAGCAGACGCUGAUGGAGAACGGCAUCACGCGGCUCUGCGUGUUCUUCGGCAGGCAGAAGGCCAACGACGUGCUGCUGUCCCACAUGAUCACCUUCCUGAACGACAAGAACGACUGGCACCUGCGGGGGGCGUUCUUCGACAGCAUCGUGGGUGUGGCGGCGUACGUGGGCUGGCAGAGCUCGUCCAUCCUGAAGCCGCUGCUGCAGCAGGGACUGAGCGACACUGAGGAGUUCGUCAUCUUCAAAGCUCUGAACGCGCUGACCUGCAUGUGCCAGCUGGGGCUGCUGCAGAAACCGCACAUCUACGAGUUCGUCGGUGACAUCGCUCCCUUCCUGUGCCACCCCAACCUGUGGAUCCGCUACGGCGCCGUGGGCUUCAUCACUGUGGUGGCGCAGCACCUCAACGUGGCCGACGUCUACUGCAAGCUGAUGCCUCACCUGACCCCGUUUGUCACCCAGCCCAUCAUCCAGAUCGAUAAGGAGCUGGUCCUGCUGAGCGUCCUGAAGGAGCCUGUCAGCCGCUCCAUCUUCGACUACGCCCUGCGCUCCAAAGACAUCGGCAGCCUGUUCCGACACCUGCUGCUGCGGCAGAAGAAGAGAUCCGGCUCCAUCCCGGAGUGUCCGAAUCCGGAUGACCCGGCCAUCGCUCAGCUGCUGAAGAAGCUGCUGUCGCAGGGCAUGACGGAGGCCGAGGAGGACAAGCUUCUGGCUCUCAAAGACUUCAUGCUGAAGUCCAACAAGGCCAAGGCCAACAUGGGGGACGCGGGCCACCUGGGGGACGCCGGACAGACGGGGGUGAUCGACCUGGGGACGCUGGGCAUCACGGGCCGCCAGGUGGACCUGGUCAAACCCAAGACCGAGUCUGACGACAAGAGAGCAGCGAGGAAACACACCAAGCAGGACUCGGCCAUGAACGAGGAGUGGAAGAGCAUGUUUGGAUCUCAGGACCCGCCGGCCAUGCAGCCCACCACGGUAACCACGUCCGCCGACGGCUCCGGUAACCAGGUCAGGAAGUCGACUGCGGCUCCGGCGCCGCCCGUGCAGCAGGCGGCGGCCGGCGGCCCCCCCUACCAGCGCCGCAUCAACACCUGCAAGACGGAGCUGCAGCAGCUGGUGCAGCAGAAGAGGGAGCAGUGCAGCGCCGAGCGCAUGGCCAAGCACAUGAUGGAGAGCGCCGAGUGGGAGAGCCGGCCACCUCCUCCAGGCUGGCACCCCAAGGGUCUGCUGGUGGCCCACCUGCACGAACACAAAGCAGCCGUUAACAGAAUCCGCGUCUCGGACGAACACUCCAUCUUCGCCACGGCGUCCAACGACGGCUCAGUCAAAGUCUGGGACAGUCAGAAGAUGGAGGGCAAGACCACCACCACCAGGUCCGUGCUGACCUACUCCCGUAUCGGGGGUCACGUGAAGACACUGACCUUCUGCCAAGGCUCGCAUUAUUUAGCCGUGGCGUCCGAUAACGGAUCCAUCCAGCUGCUGGCCGUGGAAGCCAACAAGCCUCCCAAAUCUCCCAAAGUUCAGCCGUUCCAGAGCCGGACUCUGGACCUGCAGGAAGACGGCUGUGCUGUGGACGUCCACCACUUCCACUGCGGCGCCCAGUCGGUGCUGGCCUACGCCACGGUGAACGGCGGCCUGGUGGGCUGGGACCUGCGCUCCAACUGCAACGCCUGGACGCUGCGGCACGACCUGCGGCUCGGCCUCAUCACCUCCUUCAGCGUGGACGUGCACCAGUGCUGGCUCUGCCUGGGUACCAGCAGCGGCACCAUGGCCUGCUGGGAUAUGCGGUUCCAGCUCCCCAUCUCCAACCACUCCCACCCGGCCCGGGCCCGGGUCCGCCGGCUACUCAUGCACCCGCUGUACCAGUCGUCGGUGAUCGCAGCCGUCCAGGGGAACAACGAGGUGUCCAUCUGGGACAUGGAGACCGGGGACAGGAAGUUCACGCUGUGGGCCAGCUCCGCCCCGCCACUCUCUGAGAUGCAGCCGUCUCCUCACAGCGUCCACGGAAUCUACUGCAGCCCGGCCGACGGGAACCCUCUGCUGCUGACGGCCGGGUCCGACAUGAGGAUCAGGUUCUGGGACCUGGCGUACCCGGAGCGGUCGUACAUCGUGGCGGGAGGAGCCCACGACUCGCUGCACUGUCCGUCCGUCCUCUACAGCCGUAAGAUCAUCGAGGGAACCGAAGUGGUUCAGGAGAUCCACAGCAAACAGAAGAGCGGCGCCGCCGAGGACUCGCCUCGCCGCGGCCUGGAGUCACUUCCUGUCGGCCAUCAUGACAUCAUCACCGACAUCGCCACCUUCCAGACGACACAGGGCUUCAUCGUCACCUCGUCCAGAGACGGCAUAGUCAAAGUGUGGAAGUGAAGAUGUGGACCGACUUUUAUUUUGAAGGGUUUUCCUGACAUCAGACUUCCUCUUCCUCUCCUGCUUCAUCCUAAUGCAACUGUGGAUGGACCCGGUUCGGGUUCUGGUUCUGGUCUAACCAAUCAGACCAGUGAAUGAGACGGUUUCAGACUCACCUGAAGGUCCGGUCUCAAUGUUGAUCCGGACGUCUUGGUUCUGCAUGUCAUCACCAUCUGGGUUCCGUUUAAAGAGACCCCCAGCAGCUCGACCCAGUUCUGGUUCUGGUCAUCAUGAGUCGCUUUGUUUUGUCUAACUGACGUGAAACUGGUUCUGGAAUAAUUCAGAACCAUUUUCAAGAGAAAUGAAAUCCCAUUUCCUUCUUUCCAGGUCAUUCAUAUUUAAUAAAAAAGCCAGACUCUUAUUUUGAAGAGAA